Molecule: messenger RNA, 5092 nt
Organism: Xyrauchen texanus (razorback sucker)
Lineage: Eukaryota; Metazoa; Chordata; Actinopteri; Cypriniformes; Catostomidae
Product: microtubule-associated tumor suppressor candidate 2-like
Exons: 11
Coding region: 170-1264 (364 amino acids)
Cellular component (GO): nucleus; cytoplasm
Molecular function (GO): microtubule binding
Source: RefSeq, a predicted model, not a curated record
GAGCAGCAGUGUAAGGAGUCUUCACCGCUGCAGCCCCCCACCCUCCAGUGCCCCCAUCCGCCGCUCUCUGCUCCCACCCCCUCGCGGCUCACCUGUGGUUCGUCAGAAGUCAUGUGUGGCCCGUCUGGGUGGGUGUGUGGAGGGUGUGGAUGCCGAACGGGAGCGUCUGAUGGUAAAGAGACUGAAAGAGAGGUGUGAAGAUCAGGCCAGGCAGCUGAUCACCCUACAGGCCGAGCUCAGGAAGGCUUCACGAUGCCUCUAUGUGUUCACCAUUACCACUCAACACUUCAGCCAGAAGAGCGAGAGUGGAGCUGUGAAGGAGAGGGAGUUGUCCCUGCAGUUAGCCAGGAUCAGGGAUGAAGUGGUGGUCAGUGUUCAGCGGUGGGAGCGUCUGCAGGGUGAGAAGGUCCAGCUGGAGCAUAAUUUUGAGUGGGAGCUGAGAGGACUCAAAGAGCAGCAACAGAAGGAGCUCAAGGCUCUGCAGGAGAGACUGGUUGAGGAGCAACACUCUGAGAUACAGCGACUCCAGCAACAGCAGCGCAACCACCUGGAGCAGCUCCGCUCCCAGCACCAGGAACAGAUUGAGGAGAUGAGUGAGAUUCACGAGACAGCCCUGAUAGAGAUGGAAGAGACUCACUGUGCCACUCUGGCCACUCUACAGGAAGAACACACCAGAACCAUCAAGAAUUUGAAGAUGGCACAUGAGCAGCAGAAGAAAUCCAUGGAGGAGGAAUUUGAGAAGCUCAGACUCGCACUGCAGGAUCAGGUGGACACUCUGACAUUUCAGAACCGCUCUCUGCGAGACCGGGCCAAGCGUUUUGAAGAAGCCCUACGUAGAAGCACAGAUGAGCAGAUUGUGGAUGCCCUCGCCCCAUAUCAGCAUAUCGAGGAGGACCUGAAGAGUCUGAAAGAGGUUCUGGAGAUGAAGAACCAGCAGAUUCAUGAACAGGAGCUCAAGAUCUCAGAGCUGGAGAAAAUGGCCCAAAAGAAUGUUCUGUUGGAGGAGCGUAUUCAGGUGUUACAACAACAAAAUGAAGACCUCAAGGACAGGAUUGACCGCAACCUUGCCAUGUCCAGGCAACUGUCGGAGGAAAAUGCCAACCUGCAGGUGUACGUGGAGAAAGAGAGCAACGAGAAGAAACGACUGAGUCGCACCAAUGAAGAGCUCAUGUGGCGGCUUCAAACUGGCGAGUCUCCAACCCAGUCACCACUUCAUCGGCCAUCAUCAAGUCCCGCAUCACCCUCCCGACCAUUUCCGGAGUGAUCCAGGUGGAAAACAACUAGACAGCGCAUGCAAAUAAACGGUGCUAAAAGUGGCCGCAAUUCAUUCUAAGAGAAUUCCCUCCAUUGAUUUCACAAAGCCUGAGUAAGGGGUCAUUCACACUGUCCAUGUGCAGAAAAAGAUUGAUGGAGCACUAAGUUUCUCAAGACGUAUUUUUACACUUCUACACAAAACAUGCUGAAAAGACAAUGAGAAGAGGCGCAAAGGUCAAAGAUAUCCGUCUAGCACAUGUUUCAAUAGAAAAAAACGUUUAAAAACAGUGCAGAUGGAGGCAAAAACCAGUAGGUCUUAUUAUUAUAAGAAUUAUUUACUUCCCCAAACUUGCCUGAUUUUUCUUUCUUCCGUGGGACACAAAAGGAGUUAUUCUCAGUCAACAUUCACUUCCAUUGUAUGGAUUAAUUAUACAAUCAAAGUGAAUAGUGACUGAGGCUGUCCAUAACAUUCUGCCUAAGAUCUCAUUCUUCCAUGGAAGAAAGAAAGUCAAACAGGUCUGGAACAUCAUGAGAUUUAGUAAAUGAUGACAGAUUUAGAAUUAAGUGAAAAAGGAAUAUUAGGCUCCAUCAUGACUGUAUGACUUUAUUGCGUCCAUCACAAUGUUGUGCAUUAUGAUGUUUCAUGGGCAGUGUUGAAAUGUACUUUUUUCUGCUUUGUACAAAGUGUAGUGCUGAAUGGAUUUGGCUAUUGGACUUGCACUGAUGCUUUCUUUUGAACGGGACCAUGAUGCUUGUUCUCCAACCUUUGCUUCUGAUCUCAAGCCUUUCCAAAGAUUGAUCAGGACAAUGUACCUGUUGUAUUUGGAACAUUUCCCUACAGUUGCCUUUUUGGAAUGAAAGCCACCCACCAGCAACCUUCUGUGCAAAGACAUCGCCACAUUUAAAUAAUUUUCAUGAGAUCAGGCUCAUAGGCCAGCUAGUUUCUACAACCACAAAGCUCUUGGACUUGCGGCAUUAGUAUGGAUUUUUAGUCCAUUAUUUCACACACCGUUUUCUCUGAAUCUGAUCACAGUUAAGGUACACCUAUCUUUCACAUUACUGAUCAAAGUCUAAGAGACCAAAUUCCAGUCAUAACUCAAUUUGUAUAAAAAGUAUUACUGUGUUUAGCACUACACAACAUGCCCACUCCAAGUAAUGCCCCCCUUGGAUCACAAAGCCAUUCUAUUGGCUAAAAUAACUUUUAAAAAUCAAUGCAAUCACUGUAUGAUUCGUGCUGUCUAAACUAUGUAAAUAUGACAAAGAAUAACAUUUAAAGUAUAUGUCAAAUAACAUUAUUAAACUGAAGAAAAAAAAUAGUGAAACUGAAAAUUUCUGUGCUCUGUUUUGUCCAGUUAGCUCACAAGCUAACCAGUUAGCAUAUUAGCUUAGCAUCUUCUUUUCCUUUUAAUUUUCAGCACAUUUCUCCUCACUGUCACCACCUAUUGAUACGGCAGUAUGAUUGUAUUCAAUAGAACUUUUACAUUGUAGUAUAUUUACAAAUUUUACAAAAUGUUUAUUUUGUAAUCUUUGUGGUUAGAUUUAGUGGUAGGGAAAAGAAUAUGUGUAGGUUUGCUAUGGGACACACAAUAAAAACAGUGUAUGAAUGUGACAUCCAACUGUUGCAAGAUUUAAGCAUUUAGCUGGUUAUUUGAGGAAGACGUAACUUGUAGUGGGGGUGCCUUGUAGUAGUCUGUUAUAAAGGAUGCUAAAAUUAGCAUGGGCUAACAACACAGUAGUGUAUUGCACAACUACAUUCUGCCAUUUUCAUUGUAGUCUGUUCUCUUUUUUUCUGAGGUAAAAUGAGUUUCAUGCCUUUAUCUCAACUAGCCUUGUUUACAGAAACCUCCAGAAUGCGUUAAUCUCCAAAAACUGCCUGUGAAUUUGACAACACUUGUCUGUUUAUAUUUCUCUGCUCUGUACAGUAUGUAUCAUAAGUCUUCCAGUUGCUCUGACCCAAAUUAUAUGCUUAAACUGUAUUUAUGUGGACACUACUGGUGGGAUCUUUUAUGAAGGAUUUUAUGAAAUCCCUAUGGAAAAAAAUGAAUAGGAAAAAUACUUCCGGAACCAAAAUUGCUGAAAAAAUGGGCGGAAACUGUUGCGCUCCAUUGGGGUGUAACAACAAGACACCAUGAACUGUAUUGAGUGGAUCAUCUGAUCAUCUGCACUAGUAUUUCUUUCCUUUAAGGAAAACUGAUGGGUUAAAGGUCUGGAUUCAGUCCUACAUGGAACAGUUUAAGAGUUAAAGGAACAGUUCAACCAUUGUUUAUUCAUCCUUCUGUCAUUUCACAUCCCAACCUGCAUUACUUUCUUUUGGGACUUUUUAAUAUCCUGGUUGCUCUUUUUCAAAUAAUAUAAGUAAUUAUUCAUUAUUGAAAGACUUUAUUCAUCUUACCAUUCGCUGUAGUUCUCAAAUCAGCUUCAUACAAUGUUAAUGAUGUUUGGUGUCAAUGGUGUCACAUGGCAUUAAUGUGCCUUUUUUGUAAUCCAUACGGUUUUGUUAGUCUAUUUCAGUGCUUUGAUGGAGGGUAACAAUAUUAUUAAAACAACAGCAUAAAUUUUGGUAUGUUCCUCACACAAAGUUAUUGAAAUACUUCUAAAGACUUGGAAUAUAGCACAUGAGUGAAAUGGAUUACAUUUAUUAUACUUUUAUGGAGCUUCUUUGGCCAAUUUGGUGUUCACGUUCACUGUUAUUUGAUGGAAAAGAGCGGACAGGAAAUUCUUAAAAAGUUCUGCUUUUGCUUUUGAAAAUUAUUUUAUCAUGUCCUCCCCCCUUAAUGGGUGGACUAUUCCUUUGAGUACUGUAAAUCAGUUUCUUCAUGAGUGUGUAUUAAUAAUGUUGUCCAAAGGGGGCAAUAUACUUGUUUGUCUUAUUUUAUUUUGGUCCAAGUGUACUUAUUAGUGCAGCUAUUAAUAAUGAUGAGCUACAAUUACAUUUUUAUUAUUUGACUAUGUCAUAUGACUAAGACACUCUUUAUGUGACUUUAACUUUCUUCAGCCUCAGUGUUCAUGCAAAUCCCCAAAAAGAUUUCCCAAACUUAGAUUGAUGAUUGUAUGCCAUUACAUUGUAGAAUUGUAUUUGUGUUUAUUUACAGAGUAUCAUUACCUCCGGUCUUACACAGAGAUCUCUCAGGUUAAGGUUUAUUAAAUGCCAUAUGUCCUUACAUGUUAUAAAAAUACAUUUAUUUAUAUUUAAUGAAAUUCAUUGUAAAAACUGGCUAUGUUCUGUCCACAAUAAGCAAUGUAAACUAUACAAUGAUAUAUUUGAGGCUUGGCAUCACUGAUAUAUUACAUUUGUACAUUUUAUUUCACUCAAAUAGCAAUUAAACUGAAGGCUCUGAAUGAAAUCUAAAAACUACCUGUUUGCAGAGAACUAAUGCUCUUCUGCUUCAGUUUCACAGCUGUCUGCUUGUAUAAUUCUGACAUCUGCUUUGAAAUAUAACUGAAAUGUAAUCUUUUUAAAUCAGGUUCUGAAAUGCACUGAUUUUUGUUGUUUUCCUGUGUGUGUCCCAUGGACAUAAUUAUGGAAUUUCUGAAUGUUUUGUCCUAUUUUUAAAAUGGAAAAAACCUGUCUGUUAUAUGAUAUUUAAGGGAGGAUUAUAACAUGCAUUGUGUGUUAAGGAAGUUUCCUCUUCUAAUUUCUCAUUUGUGUUGUAUAACUUAUAUGAGCUCCACUGUAUGUGUAAACUGUUACAACACAUGUUAAUGAAAAAGCAUGUCUUAAAGCUGUAUCAUUGUUGUUCAAACCAUGUAAGUGGAGCUUACCUCACUGUUGUGAUGCUUUCAUGAACUCAUCUGAGGUUAUGUUGCAUUUUGGGUAUUAAGGAAUAAAAGACAUUGU